Messenger RNA from Oryctolagus cuniculus (rabbit), 2645 nucleotides. RefSeq names its product TNF receptor superfamily member 1B (gene TNFRSF1B). Gene Ontology annotation, cellular component: membrane. The record is from RefSeq and is a predicted model, not a curated record. Gene Ontology annotation, biological process: extrinsic apoptotic signaling pathway; negative regulation of neuroinflammatory response; intrinsic apoptotic signaling pathway in response to DNA damage. Gene Ontology annotation, molecular function: tumor necrosis factor binding; tumor necrosis factor receptor activity. Lineage: Eukaryota; Metazoa; Chordata; Mammalia; Lagomorpha; Leporidae.
CUUUCUUUUUCAGUUGAAGGCGUCGGAGCGCAACGAGCGGGGAGAGACGGCGCCGGAGCGCCGGGGCCAGGGACCGCCGGACUCCGCCGUGCUCGGCCGCCGCCUCCUGCACCCAUGGCGCCCGCCACGCUCUGGGCCGCGCUGGCCGUCGGACUGCAGCUCUGGGCUUCCGGGCACACCGUGCCCGCCCAGGUCACGGUCACCCCCAGCCCCUCAGAGCCUGGGGGGUCCUGCCAGCUAGAAGAGUACUAUGACUCCAGGGCCCAGCGGUGCUGCAGGAAGUGUCCCCCGGGCCAACACGUGAAAGCCUUCUGCACCCAGAGUUCAGACACCGUGUGCGCCCCCUGCGAGGACAGCACGUACACGCAGCUGUGGAACCAGGUCGCCAAGUGCUUCAGCUGUGGUGCCCGCUGCAGUGCCAAUCAAGUAGAAAUCCAAGCCUGCACCAGGAAACAGAACCGGAUCUGCACCUGCGGGCCAGGCUGGUACUGCAUGCUGGGGAGGCAGGAAGGCUGCCGGCUGUGUGCGCCACUGCGCAAGUCCCGCCCUGGCUCCGGUGUUGCCAAGCAAGCUGUCACUUGGCGGCCGUCCCUGGCAACUCCAGUGCGAAUGCAGUCUACAUCUGUGUCCCCACCCCCAAGGGUGGCCCUGGGGGCAGCCCGCACGCCCCGGCCAGCGUCCAUGACAUCCCAACACGUGGGACCAACACCGGGGCCCAGCACAGAGCCCUCCUUCCUGCUCCCGAUGGGCCCCAGCCCCCCGACCGAGGGGCUCCGCACAGACAGCAUCUCUCUUCCCGUGGGACUGAUUGUGGGUGUGACAGUCUUGGGCCUGCUAAUGAUAGGACUGGUGAACAUUGUCAUCCUGUCCCAGAAGAAAAGGAAGCUGCCCUGCCUGCAGAGAGAAGCCAAGGCGCCUCACCUGCCUGCCGAUAAGGCCCGCAGUGCACCUGGCCUCGAGCAGCAGCACCUGCUGACCACGGCACCAAGCUCCAGCAGCAGCUCCCUGGAGAGUUCGGCCAGCGCCACGGACAGGAGGGCGCCCACCAGGAACCAGCCGGCGGCACCAGGUGUGGAGAAGGCUCCCGGGUCCGGGGAAGCCCAGGCCAGCUGCACGAGCCCAGAGUCCUUGCCCGGUGGCCACGGGACCCAGGUCAAUGUCACGUGCAUCGUGAACGUCUACAGCGGCUCUGACCACGGCUCGCCCUGCGCCUCCCAGGCCAGCUCCACGGGGGAGGACACAGACACCAGCCCCACGGUGGACGAGCAGGUGCCCUUCUCCCAGGAGGAGCGCCCCCUGCAGUCCCACCUGGGGGCCUCCGAGACUCUGCUGCAGAGCCCCGAGAAGUCCCUGCCGCUCCUCGUACCUGACGCUGGCAGGAAGCCCAGCUAACCAGGCCGGUGUGGGCCGUGUCACCGCCGAGGUGGGCUGGCCCUGUCAGAGCCACCAUGGGAAGGGGCAUGGCUGCGUGCGACAGACAGCCCGGGGUGAGUCCCUGCCCCUCGGUGGCCGGCACAGAGCUGGACCUGCAGACUUGGCUUCUGGGACCUGCGGUGGCUUUUGUCCACUCCUGGCCCUGCCCUGGCCCUGGCCCUCAGGAGGUGCGAGUGUCCUCCCCUCCCCCUGGGCUGGCUGGGGCGGAGAAAGGACAGCACUCCCGUGCGCGGGGACAGCCCAUGGGAAGCACCACCUCCAAACGUCGCCACUGCCAGCUCCUACCCCUGCACUUGGAGUGAGAACCACCGUCCUCCAGCCGGAAGUCUUCCAGUGUUAGCACGUAGCGAUGCGAGGACCAAAGCAGAAGCGAGUGCCCUGCGGUACCCGAGCUGCCCACGCCAGCGCCUCGCCCCCGUCUGCGUCCUCUGCCUUUGGCCUUCACCCCCGCGCACCCCCGGCUCCAGCCCCUCCUCCCUGGCUGCCCUGUGAGCCCUUCCAAGACCUCACCUGCUCCUAGCAAGGAAUUCCAGGAACUGGAGAGCUGGGAGGGGGGCGGCCAUCUCUCCCCACCUACCUCAGCUUGUAACUUCCUCCUGCCUCUAUGGGGUGCGCCCCCCCCCCCCCACGAUCCCGGGUGGAUGCCAGGGGCUGCAAGUCGGCCCCGCAGCUGUGUCCUGGAGCAGCUGAAGCCAAUGGUUUAGCCAAAGGAGUCUUCCUCACCAAAGUCACGGCCCCUCCCCACCAGCAAAUGUGGGCCCUGCCAAUGGCCUUGACCAGGUUCUGGAGGGAAAGGACUUUGGGGCCAGCUCCAUCUCAGGUACGUAGGUCCCUUGUUGACAAAUUCUACUGGACUUGAACUUGGCAGCUGAACCAUGGGAAGUGGGAGAGCCAAGCCAUUACCAUGGAGACAAGGAGGGUUUUCCACCCUGGAAUCAAGAUGUCAGAGCCCACUGGCCUGGUCUCUGCCCGGCUUGGCCUCUUCCCACCCUGGGCUCUGCUUGGCGGUGGAGCUCGUCUGCCCCCUGGUGGACAGUCCUGGGAGGGCCUCGGGCUUCCUCCGCGUGGCUGAGCAGAGCCGGGCGGCCCUGAAUUGGAAGGAGGCUCCUCUGGGAGUGUUUACCAGGCUUGGGUUGAAUCCAAGACAAUGAGAGUUUGCACUGCAUGCUGGACAUCACUCCUGCUUAUCAAUAAACCUUUUGUUUGUUUUA